Symbiodinium necroappetens is the source of this 1077-nucleotide messenger RNA. The record is from the annotation of a GenBank genome assembly. NCBI's taxonomy places the organism in Eukaryota, Dinophyceae, Suessiales, Symbiodiniaceae.
AUGAGUGGUACGGGAGCGGGUCCCGCGGGACUGGCGAGACGGCUUCCGGUCUUUGAGCCCCUUGCACGGCCCAGCUACGAUCCCUUGGGGCCGCUGAGUGGCUACGACUUGGGCAAAGGGCCUCAGGGUGAGCCGGUGUGGAGCCGCCUCAAGAGUUCGAUUUAUCCAGUUCUCGACCUUUGCGUGGACGCAUACUAUGCAUCGCUGAGCAGCAGUUUCCAGGGCGACAUCGAGUUCACACAUCACACAGGCGCCGUGGAAGAAUUGAUGCGAGAGGGUGCUGAUGUAGAGGUGCGGGACGAAUUGAGUGGUGGAUCGCCUUUGCAUUUCGCCGCUGGCUCUGGAUCUCAGGCAAUUUGUAGACUCCUUCUGCAGGCAAGGGCGAGGGUCUGUGCAAAGGAUGUCCGCCUUCAGACACCUCUUUGGUGGGCUGUAGCUGCAAACCACAGGAGCAUUUGUGCAAUGCUUCUUGAAGAAGACGGUCGACAAGCAUACUCCACCAACAUUGACCAUCUCACGCCGCUACACCAGGCUUCUCUAAUGGGCAGGUCCGAGAUUGUAGAGCUCCUUCUCUCAGCGACUUGUGGAAAUGCUGGCCUCCGAAAUCGGUAUGGCCGUCCUGAACGGCUCCCUUCAGGUCCAAACUUGCGAGCUGGGCGAGGCCUCUUAUCACCGUUACACCUGGCCUGCCGCCAAGGAAACUUAGCAACAACUGCAGUCCUGCUCAAAGCGGGUGGAGACCCGCAGGUGGUGUGCAGCCUUGGCCGCACCGCAUUGCAUCAUGCAUGCGCCGGCGCCGGCACAAAGUCCCAAGGCAAGGACGGUGGGCUCUUGGAGCUCUGCCAUUUGCUCAUCCGAUCUCGCCCCUCCAUCCUGUCGCUGCGAGAUACACAUGGAAUGACUGCAGCACAGCUGGCACAGAGCAGAGGCUUCUUUCCACCGGAGCUCAGGCUACUCCUGUCUCGAGUGCCUCCUCCAGGAACCACGGCCAAAGACAGGGCCGGGGCCGGUCGGCGAGCCUCGUCUGUUUCAGGCUGUUCCGUGCGCCGCAAGCCCGGUGCUCUCAGCGCAGCUUGA